This is a messenger RNA of Columba livia (rock pigeon), 5339 nucleotides long. RefSeq names its product p21 (RAC1) activated kinase 4 (gene PAK4). Gene Ontology annotation, biological process: protein phosphorylation; regulation of MAPK cascade; intracellular signal transduction. Gene Ontology annotation, molecular function: ATP binding; protein serine/threonine kinase activity. Gene Ontology annotation, cellular component: cytoplasm. Lineage: Eukaryota; Metazoa; Chordata; Aves; Columbiformes; Columbidae. The record is from RefSeq and is a predicted model, not a curated record.
CAAAAACCCCUUUUUCACCCCAUUUUGGGGUCGUUUUGUGGCUCGUUCAGCGCCGAGUUUGGGUUCGUGUGACACACCGAGGGGCAAAAUUGGGGGUUUCGGGACCAUCGGGACGCAGCGAUUUGGGGCGAAUUGGGCAAGAUUUGGGCUUGGAGCUGCCGAUUUAAUGAGCUUUGCUCGUUCUGUGGAUUAAUUACCGUGGGCAAUGAAGCUGGGGGUGCGGGUUUGGAGCCUCGUGUUCCUCCGCACCCCAAAUCGCUGAUGUGCACCAAAAAGGGGAUUUGGGGGGUGCAGUCUGAACCCCCGGCUGCUCCCCGGGUGGUUUGUUUGCUCAGGUUCGUUAACGGGUGACUAAUUAACACGGCACCUGACCCGGGCUGGGCUGAGGAAUGUGCGGCUUAACCCUUCGGCUCCCGCCCGGCGGCCACGUUUUGGGCUAAAACCGGCUCAUUUGGAGCGGCUUUGCCAUCCAAAGUCGUGAUUUGAUGAGUUUAACAUCCUGGGGAGCUCAAGAUAAGCCCAGCACUAAACCCGAGGGGCUUUGCCAUCCAGAAUUAAGAUUUAAUGAUCUUAAAACCUGCAGUUUGCAGUCCGGGGUGUCUCUGGGCAGCUCAACUCAACACUAAUCCCAGCACUAAACCUGGACCAUCUUUUCCAAUGUAUGUUAUAAUGUAAUGAUCUGAAAUCUGUAGGUACCAGUCCGUGGUGUCUCUGGGCAGCUCAGGAUAAUCCCAGCACUAAACCUGGAGCAUCUUUUCCCAUACAAAUUAAGAUCUAAUGGUUUUAAACCUUCAGUUUUCAGUGUGUGGUGUCUCUGGGCAGCUCAGGAUAAUCCCAGUUCUAAACCUCCAGGGUCUUUGCCAUCCAGAAUUACAGUUCUAUGGGGUUAAUGUCUCUGGGGAGCUCAAGAUAAUCCCAGUUCUAAACCCCAGGGUCUUUGCCAUCCAGAAUUACAGUUCUAUGGGUUUAGUGUCUCUGGGGAGCUCAAGAUAAUCCCAGUUCUAAACUAGAGCAUCUUUUCCGAUGUAUAUUAUAAUGUAAUGAUCUUUGGGUACCAGUCUGUGGUGUCUCUGGGCAGCUCAAUGAUAAUCCCAGUUCUAAACCUUGGGGGUCUUUUCCAUCCCAAAUUAUAAUCCAAUGCUUUUAAUGCCUCUGGGGAGCUCAAUGAUAAUCCAGCACUAAACCUGGAGCAUCUUUUCCAAUACAAAUUAAGAUCUAAUGGUUUUAAACCUUCAGUUUUCAGUGUGUGGUGUCUCUGGGCAGCUCAGCUCAACACUAAUCCCAGCACUAAACCUGGAGCAUCUUUCCCAUCCCAAAUUAAGACAUGAUGACUUUCAACCCUCGUUUCCCGGGACGCGGUGUCUCCAUGGACCCCUUUGCUUUCCCCCCCCCCAAACCCUCAGCUCACCUUGUUGUCCCUUUUAGUCCCCCCCAAGUCUUUUAAGCUCCUUCUCUGCAUGGAGCUCAAUGAUAAUCCAGUUCUAAACCUGGAGCAUCUUUUCCAAUGCAAGUUAUGAUUUAAUGAUCUGAAAUCUUUAGAUACUGGUCUGUGGUGUCUGUGGGCAGCUCAGCUCAACACUAAUCCCAGCACUAAACCUGGAGCAUCUUUCCCAUCCAGAUUAAGACGUGAUGAUUCUCAACCCUCGUCCACCGGACGCGGUGUCUCCAUGGACCCCUUUGCUUCCCCCCCCCCCAAAGCCCCAAUUCACCUUGCUGUCCCUUUUUUGCCCCCCCAGCUGUUCCUCAGCAUGUUCGGCAAGAAGAAGAAGCGGCUGGAGAUCUCGGCGCCGUCCAACUUCGAGCACCGCGUGCACACCGGCUUCGACGCGGCCGAGCAGCGCUUCACCGGGCUGCCGCGCCAGUGGCAGGGGCUGCUGGAGGAGUCGGCCAAGCGGCCCAAGCCGCUCGUGGACCCGGCCUGCGUCACCAGCAUCCGCAAACGCGGCCCCCAAGGUGGGACAUGGGGGGAAAUGGGCAUCCGCAACGCGGCCCCCAAGGGGCUGCUGGAGGAGUCGGUCAGAGCCCCAAGCCGCUCGUGGACCCGGCGUGUGUCACCAGCAUCCGCAACGCGGCCCCCCAAGGUGGGACAUGGGGGGAAACGGGGAGAAAAGAGGGUUCAUGGGCUGCUGGAGGAGUCGGCCAAGCGGCCCAAGCCGCUCGUGGACCCGGCCUGCGUCACCAGCAUCCGCAACGCGGCCCCCAAGGGGCUGCUGGAGGAGUCGGUCAGAGCCCCAAGCCGCUCGUGGACCCGGCGUGUGGCACCAGGAUCUGCAACGCGGCCCCCCCAAGAUACGGGGAGAAAUGGGGGUUCAUGGGCUGCUGGAGGAGUUGGUAAGAGACCAGAGCUGCUGGUGGACCCAGCGUAUGGCACCAGGAUCCGCAACGCGGCCCCAAGGUGGGACAUGGGGAGAAACGGGGGGAAACGGGGAGAAAAGAGGGUUCAUGGGCUGCUGGAGGAGUCGGCCAAGCGGCCCAAGCCGCUCGUGGACCCGGCGUGCGUCACCAGCAUCCGCAACGCGGCCCCCAAGAGCAUCGUGCGUGGCACGCAGGCCCCCCCGGCGGGCUCGCUGAGCUGGCUGCUGGAGGAGCUGGAGCACAUGUGCGUGUCCCGCUCCAACUCCCUGCGCCGCCACGGCCCCCCCAGCCCCCCCCCGCCCCGCAACGGCCUCCCCGCCGCCCCCCCGGCCGCCCAGGCGCCCCCCCCCGCCGCCAGGACCCCCCCCAGCCCCCCGCCCAGGGCGGGACGCGGCGCGACCCCCCCCGACAGGCGCCCCAAGUCGUCCUACGGGGCCGUGGACGCCGCGUGUCCCCCCCCCGCCCCGAACCGGGACAAGCGGCCGCUGUCCGGCCCCGAGAACGAGGGGGGGGCGAAGACGGCGUCGGGACGGCCCUUCAACACCUACCCCCGCAGCGACCCCCACCCCGGCUGGCACGGGGGGGCUCAGGCUGAGCCGCGAGCGCCGGAUCCUCCCCCCAACGGCCCCGCCCCCGCGGCGCCCCCGUCCCGCUCCGCCCCGCGCCCCAAGAACCCCGAGCCGGCCCCCCCCGAGCCGCCCCCCAGCGCGCCGCCCAGCGCGGCCGCCCCGGCGCGGGCCCGCUCGCCGCAGCGCGAGCCGCAGCGCGUGUCGCACGAGCAGUUCCGCGCCGCGCUGCAGCUGGUGGUGGAUCCCGGCGACCCCCGCGCCUACCUGGACAACUUCAUCAAGAUCGGCGAGGGCUCCACCGGCGUGGUGUGCAUCGCCACGGUGAAGAGCUCCGGCAAGCUGGUGGCCGUCAAGAAGAUGGACCUGCGCAAGCAGCAGCGCCGGGAGCUGCUCUUCAACGAGGUGGUGAUCAUGCGCGACUACCAGCACGAGAACGUGGUGGAGAUGUACAACAGCUACCUGGUGGGCGACGAGCUCUGGGUGGUCAUGGAGUUCCUGGAGGGCGGCGCCUUGACCGACAUCGUCACGCACACCAGGAUGAACGAGGAGCAGAUCGCCGCCGUGUGCGCCGCGGUGCUCAAGGCUCUGGCCGUUCUCCACGCCCAGGGCGUCAUCCACCGCGACAUCAAGAGCGACUCCAUCCUGCUCACGCACGAUGGGCGGGUGAAACUCUCGGAUUUCGGGUUCUGCGCCCAAGUGAACAAGGAGGUGCCGCGGCGCAAGUCGCUGGUGGGGACCCCGUACUGGAUGGCGCCCGAGCUCAUCUCCCGCCUGCCCUACGGCCCCGAGGUGGACAUCUGGUCUCUGGGCGUGAUGGUGAUCGAGAUGGUGGACGGGGAACCCCCUUAUUUCAACGAGCCCCCCCUCAAAGCCAUGAAAAUGAUCCGCGACAACCUGCCCCCCAAGCUGAAAAACGCACACAAGGUGUCCCCGUCGCUCAGGGGGUUCCUGGAGCGGAUGCUGGUGCGGGACCCCGGGCAGAGGGCGACGGCGCCCGAGCUGCUGCGCCACCCCUUCCUGGGCAAGGCCGCCCCCCCCGCCGCCAUCGUCCCGCUCAUGCGCCAGCACCGCCUGCGCUGAGGGGCACGGACCCCCCCGGGACGGCGGGGACCCCCCCGGGACAGUGGGGACCCCCCCGGACGUCGGGGACCCCCUGGACGUCAGGGAUCCCGCGGGACAUCUGGGACCCCCCAUGGACUUUGGGGACCACCUGGCUGCUGCUGUCCAGCUCCACACUGGGGUCCCCCCCAGUGUCCCCAUCACACACCCACAAUGGGGGGGGGACACGGGGACACCCCCCCGGGACAUCUGGGACCCCUCUGGACCUUGGGGACCGCCCUGGACCUUGGGGACCCCCCCCGGACAUUGGGGACCACCUGGCUGCUGCUGUCCAGCUCCACACUGAGGUCCCCCCAGUGUCCCCAUCACACACCCACAAUGUGGGGGGACACGGGGACACCCCCCCAGGACAUUGGGGACCCCCAGGGACAUUGGGGACCCCCCAUGGACUUUGGGGACCACCUGGCUGCUGCUGUCCAGCUCCACACUGGGGUCCCCCCCAGUGUCCCCAUCACACACCCACAAUGUGGGGGGACAGGGGGACCCCCCCCUGGACAUUGGGGACCCCCCUGGACAUUGGGGCCCCCCCAGCUGCUGUUGUCCCCGCCCUGGUGUCCCUGUCACACACCCGUGAUGGGGGGGAUGGGGGAUCCCCCCGAGGACAUUGGGAACCCCCCCAGGGAUUUUGGGGACCCCCGCAGUGUCCCCAUCACCCACCUGUGAUGGGGGGGACACAGGGACACCCACCUGUGGUGGGGGGACAUCGGGGACCCCCCGGCUGCUGUUGUCCCCGUCCCCCCCCGGUGUCCCUGUCACCCACCCGUGUUGGGGGGGACACUGGGGACCCCCCCAGUGCCGUCAUCCCCUGCAGUGUGGGGUCACCAGGGCCCCCCCAUCCCGGUGACCCCGGGGGGGCCUCGGUGAUGUGUCCCCCCCCCCCAUCACCUCUCAACUGGACUCACAACUUGGGGUGGGGGACACACACAGACCCCCCCAAACUACUGAGCUGGGGGGGGGGGGUGACGGGACACCAGGGGUGCCCCCCCCCAUGUCCCCUCCCCCCGGGGGGCUGUUGGGGGGUUGUGUGUGUGUGUGUGUCCCACUUAUUCUUUCUUUAAACCCCUUUUUUUAUCCCUGGGGGGGCCCCCCUGCAUCCGGCCCCCCCGCGGCCACACUACUGAUGGGGGUCCCCACCCCCACCUUUCCUUAGUUUGGGCUUUUUUGUUUGUCCCCCCCCCCCCCAUUUUAUUUCUUUUUAUCAGAACUAUUUAUAUCGUCGUUUUGUAACAAUGGGGUGGGGGGGGGGCAUGGGGACCCCCCCCCCCCCCGAGAUUACACGUGGCCUUUUGGAGACCC